AGACUAACCUCAGUCAACCCCCAUCUCACCUUUGCCUUCAUCGUUGCCAGCCGAUUGAGUUUUGUUGCACAUGAAGGACACUUCCACAGAAUUCUACUCAAUUUUGGUUACGGGUUGCUGAGAGGGCUGGCAAUUCCUGAGACUCUUCAUCAAGCAGAAUAGAGAGGCAGCUACAGCUAACUACUCUACAGCUACAGCAGCAGCUCAAAAUGGCAUAUCAAUCUCCUCCUCCCGCCAUUGCCCGCAAAGAAUCCAGUCCGUCUUUUCAGGCUUCACUUCGACGAUUCUCGGGGGCUUCGGGUCCGCCUGUUCUGCCGCCUGCUUCACCUCAUCAUACUUCACCUCACACCUCACCGAAGCCAUUGGUAAGUGGUAGACAGUCCACCCAGUCAAACCACCCCAGCCCGCCGCCAAAUGGGAUUCUUCCCUCUCGAAGCCCGCUACCUUUAAGGAGUCCCUCGUCCAUGAGUGUCAUCGACGCGCAAUCUUCUCCAACACCCAGCUUGCUGCGCCGAUCCACGAGCUCUAUCAACGGAAUCACACCCCCUCGAUCUUCGCCCUCGCGAGCAGCAAGCGUCGUUUCUGCAACCCCCUCACGUCGUUCCUCGUCGGCGCAAGUUGUCAAUAAUCGUUCUACCACCGCAGGCAGAUCGCCCCUCGCAGAGAUGGAACGGGAAGCCGAGCGGCCUCCGCGCGUAACUGCUAUUUCGAUUGCGCGCAAUCACUUUGAGAAGGAGUUGGAGUUGCAUAGGCGGGAGGAUGAUACAAGACACGCGAAUACUAUUGCUAUUUUACAUGAUUCCUGCUAUGGCCAUCGCUUUUCUCGACCGCGAACUUCGAAAGGGGCACUUAAUACGAUAGUGGAGAGACCCGAGCGUAUACAGGCUUGUAUACUUGGCUUGUCCGUGGCCUAUGUGAGACUUGGAGAGCGUCACUCGGAUGGAUUGUAUCCUCUUCACCCGUCACAGGAUGCGUCUAUGGUUCCUAGCGGUCCUUUUCGCAUUCGGAAGACGACGCGCAGAUUGUCUCUUUCCUCGCAGGCGGUCGCCAAUGUACAUGGCGCAAAGUGGAUGGAGGAGUUGAAGAUUAUGUGUGAUAACGCGGAGGUAAAGUUGGCUUUGAAUGGGAAAGAGCUUCUUCGACCGGAUAUCCAUAGGAGCCCGGGGGAUCCGGCGCCAGCGAAAUUGCACGAGGGAGAUCUAUAUCUUUGCGCCGAGUCAUUGGAGGCUAUGGAGGGAGCUUUAGGGGCUGUAUGUGAAGGUGUGGAUUCUGUUUUUGAGGGAUCAGCUAGUGGAACUGGACCGUAUCGAGCAUUCGUUACAAUUCGGCCACCGGGUCAUCAUUGUUCUGCCAGCUAUCCAUCCGGAUUCUGCUGGUUGAAUAAUGUUCAUGUGGGUAUUUCCCAUGCGGCUCUUACUCACGGCCUGACCCAUGCUGCUAUUAUCGAUUUUGAUCUUCAUCAUGGGGAUGGUUCUCAAGCUAUUGCGUGGGAACAUAAUGCUCGCGCAAAUGGACUGUCGAAGAAUGCGCUUCCUUGGAAAAAGACCUCGAUUGGAUAUUUCAGCAUUCAUGACAUCAAUUCAUAUCCUUGCGAACAGGGCGACAUGGAAAAGGUUAAGAAUGCCAGUCUUUGUAUAGAGAAUGCUCAUGGACAGAGUAUUUGGAAUGUUCAUUUGCAGCCGUGGAAGACUGAAGCUGAAUUUUGGGAUCUGUAUGAAACCAAGUAUUCGAUUCUUUUGGAGAAGACCCGAAAUUACCUACGUAAUCAGACUGAAAAAUUGCGUGGGGUGUACAAUGGCCCUAGACCAAAGGGUGCGAUUUUCAUUUCUGCUGGCUUUGAUGCUAGUGAGUGGGAGAGUGCUGGAAUGCAGCGCCACAAAGUCAAUGUCCCCACUGAGUUUUAUGCUCGUCUUACGCGAGAUAUUGUCCGGGUUGCUUCAGAAGAGGGAACCUCCGUCGAUGGAAGAGUCAUCAGUGUGCUCGAAGGAGGUUAUAGCGAUAGAGCUCUCUACAGUGGUGUACUCAGUCAUGUCAGUGGACUUGCCGGGGGAGCCCCAAUGGUCAUUAAGCAAGAAACCAAGGAAGAACGACGUCAAAGUGGCGGACUCGGAUUUGAAUUGGGCCAGAAGCUUGGUGGAUAUGCUGAUGAAAACUACAUGACUGAGCCUGUGGUAUCUGAAGUUCCAGAGUACGAUCCGUUAUGGUGGUCUCAUACUCGACUUGAUCAACUUGAUGCCACUCUCCGUUCAACACCUGCACCCCCUCCACCAGAGCCGAGAAAACCACGGGAAGGCCCUGCACCGACAUAUUCUUCUCCAACUCAGUCGUUUAUGGGCAAAAUUGUUUCUCCAAGUGCACGGCGAGCUGUUACGAGUAUGUCCAUGAGUGGACAUGCAACUCCACGGACCUAUUCAAGAGCACCCACCCCACCACCUCCAGAUGUUCAUUGGACAGUCGCUGCGCACGAACUUAGUAAAUUACUUAUUCCUUCAGAUCGCCAAGUUGGAAGUUGUAGACCUGAAGAUCUUUCGGCUGAAGCUACUCGGGUCAGAAGAGACAGGCAGUCGAUUUUAACACCUCCAGCAUCAGUUGUUGGAGCCGAGCAGCCGGAUCAACAACCAACUACAAGAAUGGCGCUUCGUACGCGGAAACCUGCAAAGCCAAUUGUCGAGGAAGAGGAAGAGGUUAAGAAGCCAAAGACGAAUCGUCGGAAGACUGUUGCUGGUGCUGCCUCGCUUGCUGGUGAAAAGGUAUUUUUUGAGAUCUUUGUUUUGUCUUAUCGAGUGAACCCUGUUUUGUGAUUUGUACUAAUACAUCUACCAGGCUGUGGCUAGAAGUUCAACUCCUAUACCCAUACCACAACCAGCAUAUGCGAGACCCACCACUCAAGCCAGCAGACGCCACAGUUCCGUCUCAAAUGGGUCUGUAAUUUCCGAUAUUUCAUCACGACCUUCUGAGGUUUCAUCACAGCGAACCGAAAAUCCAUCACGUCCAUCCGUGCAAAGAUCAAUUUCGGGUGGAGCGCCAAGUUAUCAGCGGCCUGGCACAUCCCAAAGUGUCAGACCUGAAUCUUCAAUGAGUUCACGAGGCAACCCUAUUCCCCAAGUUGUAGUAAGGAAGACCAGAGCACCCGCGCAACCUCGUGGGGAACCUGCCAAAUCAUCAAGGGUUAGGAAGAAGUCACCACUCAGCGAAGGCCCUUCUGGACAUGGUCAAGAUGGCGCCAACGAUCUACCAUCAAGGCCAGAUAGCGCUAUCGUUCCACCAGUUCCAACCCUUCCAUCAGUCCCUCAAUCUGAUAUGGAUAGCUUGACUUCUGGCAUGCAGAAAGUGAAGAUCAGUUUGAUUACCAAAGCCCAAAAAGAAGCGAAAGAAAAAGAGCAGCAAACCAAGCGAGCCCCAAAAACCACAAAACGCGCUCCUGCCAAAACUACUAAAACAAACAAAACUCAACCCGAAACAGCUCCUAUACUCCCUCCUACACCCGUUGAAGAAGUAAAUCACGUCAAACUCCCCGAAUGCCCAACAUCUACACUCACCCAAGAAACCGAACCAACCCUUCCUUCAACUCCUGAACCCAAUACCACCUCAUUCCAGCAACACUUCCCACCUCACCUCCAAAAACCAAAUGAUAUUCCUCUCCCUGCGAGCUCUCCGCUUGGUGCGCCUCUCAUCUCACCGUCCAAUUCAACCUCGUCAUCUAGCCAUACUUGCGUUGAGGCGGGUAAUACUUCUUCUGAGGGGGUUUUCAUUCCAUAUCAACCGGAUGGACCGACACCUCAACAGGCGCCUGGGUCAGAGAAAGCUGACGUGAAGUGGUUACCAACUAAUACUGUCAAUACGCCGUCGCCAAUGAAGGUUCAGCCGAUGAAGAGAGGGGAGUUGCCGGUUUUCACAGAGAAGAGUGUUAUUUCUUUUGCGGUGAACCCUAAUCUGGGGCAGAAGAGAGUUGAACCUUUUGUCAAGAAAGCGGAGGUUGUUGCACCGCAGCAAGCUGUGGGGAUGAGCGGGAAGAUUAAGGAGCGCGAGAGCGAGAUCAUGGAUUCUCAGCAGGAGGAUGGGCUGUUGGGGGUCACUGAAAUUCCAGAGACGCCUCAAAACUGAGGUGGUUUCCUAAAGCCGUUUUCUGGAGAUGAUGCAACAUUUUGGAGUUGGAGAUAGAAGAGGCGAUAAGGGAGAAGGCAGUUUAUGGAUAGUAAGCGAAUGCCUACCUGCUUCGCCGACGUCGCGACAGGAUACUACACCUCGGUCUCUUUUGUAUCUUACAUACCCUUCCUUUCUCGACUUCUUGACACUACCUCCCUCUCCUGGUUUUCUUUUCUUCGAUAGAUUUCUUUUCGUGUAUUAAUAGGGGUGAAGUUUACCGCGGGGGUUUUCGUUCUUUUGGGGGACUUGGGCUUAUGGCAAUUGUGAAGAUUGUGGAUAGAGGGCGAGAAGGCUGUGUAUGCGGUAUGGCGUGGCGUGGUGGUGAUGGAUAUUUGGAGUGUGUGUGUGCGUGUGCGUGCUUGUGUUGAUGUUUAUGAUACCCCCAACUUUUAUGCUGGACGGAGGGCUUGUUUUUUUUUUUGCAUUAUUUUGUAUUUUGUUUUGUUGGUUUAUUGGUGUACUUUAGUUUCUUUCUUCCCUUCUUCGUCUUUAGUAUUUUGUUUUGAGGCUGGCUGACUUUGGGGGUUUGAGUGUUCGCGAAGGGGG
This is a messenger RNA of Hymenoscyphus albidus, 4692 nucleotides long. Lineage: Eukaryota; Fungi; Ascomycota; Leotiomycetes; Helotiales; Helotiaceae. The record is from the annotation of a GenBank genome assembly.